Lytechinus variegatus (green sea urchin) is the source of this 3591-nucleotide messenger RNA. RefSeq names its product vesicular integral-membrane protein VIP36-like. Gene Ontology annotation, molecular function: D-mannose binding. The transcript is spliced from 8 exons. Gene Ontology annotation, biological process: endoplasmic reticulum to Golgi vesicle-mediated transport; Golgi organization; endoplasmic reticulum organization. Lineage: Eukaryota; Metazoa; Echinodermata; Echinoidea; Temnopleuroida; Toxopneustidae. Gene Ontology annotation, cellular component: endoplasmic reticulum-Golgi intermediate compartment; endoplasmic reticulum membrane; COPII-coated ER to Golgi transport vesicle. The record is from RefSeq and is a predicted model, not a curated record. The coding region runs from base 23 to 1042 and encodes 339 amino acids.
UAUUUUCAUUGCGUGGGACUACAUGAGGAAUUUCCUGACAGAUGCAAUGGCGUUCACACGCAUUUUAUUCGUCCUUUUCGUGCAAUUUAUGACGUUUCUCCAAGUAUUGGGGGAUGAGAUGAAUCCGAAUGAAUUCCUAAAACGAGAACAUUCUCUCAUGCGUCCUUACACUGGAGCUGGAGCUAGUCUCCCCAUGUGGGAUAUCAUGGGGAACACAAUGGUAACCAAUAGUUACAUUAGACUAACCCCGGACCAUCAGAGCAUGAGGGGAGCUGUGUGGAACCAAGUGCCAAACAAGUCGCCCAAUUGGGAGUUACAUCUUCAUUUUAGUGUUCAUGGAUCGGGAAAGACAUUAUUUGGGGACGGCUUUGCUAUUUGGUACACCAAAGAGCGUAUGAAAGAUGGUCCUGUAUUUGGAAACAUGGAUUACUUCACUGGGCUAGGUCUAUUCUUUGAUACAUACAGCAACCACAAUGGCCCACACAAUCAUGCACAUCCAUACAUCUCAGCACAGAUAAACAAUGGCACUCUUCACUACGACCACGACAGAGACGGGACACACACAGAGCUGGAUGGGUGCCACGCCCCUUUCAGGAACAAAGACCAUAACACACAUGUCGCAAUCAGAUACUUCCAGAAUAGACUAACAGUAAUGAUGGAUAUAUCUGGUGAGGGUAAAUGGCAGCAUUGUGUUGACCAGGAAAGGAUUAUCUUACCAACAGGAUAUUACUUCGGAGCAUCCGCUGCUACCGGGCAAUUAGCAGAUAAUCAUGACAUCCAUUCUGUAAAAGUUUACGAGCUUGAAAGUGUCGAUUUAGAUAAAAACACAGAUUACAGCAAGCUGACACCAUCAGCACAGUACUUUGCUCCACCUAGAGAUCAUGUUGACGAUCCUCAAGGAGCGUUUAAGAAUGCCACACUGAGCUGGAAAAGAAUGUUUCUCAUUUUAUUUUGUAUCAUCUUGGGAAUCGCAGUCUGUAUCAUCGUCGGUGUAGUUGUGUUCCAGAGGAAACAGGAUUACCAGAGGAAACGCUUUUAUUAGAUAUUUCUUUCUUUUUUUAUAUAACCAUGAACUUUUUUCAAGAGUUGCAUAUGUGUUUGUUUGUCAUUCCAUGUUUACGAUGUUGGGCACGAUUUGGAAUUCAUUUCAUGAUGAACCUCAGCAGUAUGUGGGAGUUUCGGGUGUACAUCAAUAUUGUCUUGCUGGGGGUAUGACAUCAUAAACAUGCUUUCUGUGUUCAUUACGGCACACACAAUAAUAAUCAUACCUUCUUAUCCCGUCAUUACAAGGUGGACACCGGUCUCAUCCAUUGACUUUCAAAAAAGGACCCUAAAUGAGUAAUCUUACUUUGAACUCAGAGCCCUCUGAACAACUACAUGUAGUUUGUCAUGUUUUUCCCACCCUAAGUAAUGUUUCACAUCUCUAUUUUCUUGAUGGGGUGAAACAUAUUUCCACACGUCAUACACACAGGACUGUUGUAAAGAAAAUGCAUCUUGAAUGAUUUUGACAAUUCGAUCUCCUUUUCACUGUAAGUGUGAUAGUGAUAAACAAUUCUUACAUCCUUUUGUAAAAAGCGUGGUGUCCACCUCGUUAUGGCAGUAGUAAUAGAUUUCCAUGGUAGUAACCACAUUGACAAAGUUAUAAUAAUCAUAAAUUCUUUGUGAAACCAACCCAUGGGUAUACUCAGUGUCUCAAGGUGCCUAGUUUCACUGAUUAUUAAGAAUGGUAACAGAAUUCAGCCAAUGGCGUGUUAACAUUUACCUUGAUGACAUCUCCCUUCUAUAUGAACGGUUUUUGGCUUUUCUUGUGAGAAAUAGAGGGAACAUGCUGCAAAACUUGUUUUCAUUGAUGUUGUUAUACUAUUUAAAGUGGCAACCAUAACUUAUUUUUUUUUAUAUGUUAGUAAUAAUUCACGAUAAUGGUGCAGGCGUUAGCUGAAGUAUUAUUAGCCUUUAUCUUCCUAGCCCCUGACAUAUCGUAAUAAAUCAUUUUAUACUCAGUCAAGAUAAGCUCAAAAUUUUGACAAUAUUUAAGGUUAGAACUGAAAAUGAGAAUUUCAGUUAAAGGACCAGGUGAAAACGAGUAUUAUUGAACCAGGAUUGGUUGAAGGUUCCAUGGGGUUCCAGUUAGGUGUAAGUGGGGUUAAUUAGAUUAUUUGGUCUAUAUUGGGCAUUUCUCUGUUUAUUUUUAAUACUGAAACAGCGAUAUAUGUAUAACAUUACAAUAAUAAUAAUAGUAGGCAUUUAUAUUGCACCGUCUAUGUAGAAAUAUUCUAUUCCUAGGCACACAAGAAACAUAGAAAGAAUAAAUAUCUUCUGUGAGAAUUUAUAUUCUUGUUUAUUUAGCAAGAUCUAGGUCCCCAUAGCAUAGCCUUGUCCAAGAUAUGUUUACGUGUACCAAUCCCUUGUAUGUAGAGGGAAGAUAAGUAAAUAUUUGAUCAGUAUUAUUCUACAUAAAAUCAUAAGUUUUCCAUCUGAUACAUGUACCUAUGUUCAUACAAUGCUUUUAAUGUCCGGCUACUGAUAGAGAUGAUGAUUAUUGGCAACUAUUAUCAUAUAUAUUCUCGGAAAACCUUUACUGUAAAAUCAAAUCAAUUAUUUCUCCAUUCUCAUCAAUUACUUAAAAAUUGUCAAGGUAUUGUAAAUAAAAUGCAAAUGACAAAUUUUUAUGCAAUUUUCCAAGAUUUCAUAUAUGAUGAGUACCAAGUGAACAUCAACUCGACUCAGUUUGCCUCAUUAAACUAGAUAUUUUUUCACAUCCUCUCAAACUUGUUUAUUCAUUUGCUAUACUGAAAUGUGGUUCCUUUUAGCUCUAUCAUAUAGGAUAACUUCUCACAAUAGUGUGAGAAAUCAUUUAAAAUGAGAGAGGUAAAACUUAAUUCUUAACUUUCCUUCUGUGAUUAGGGAUACACACUACAAUGAUUCCUGGUUGAGAGUAAUUUUAUACAGCUCUCGGAUAGUUGCGACUUAUCUUGGGGCACAAGUUUAAUGUUUACUGUCUGUAGAAAAGUUGAAGUUGGGAUAAAAGACAAACCAGAUAGAAGUACAUGUACUGUGUAAGUUGGUUCACUAAACCCACAUGUUACGCACUGCAACACAUCUACAUGGCACCUCGCUCUGAUACACAGAAUGUUUUCAUCCCGGGAUAGCUUAGGAGCUGCCGAACGGAUUAUCAUUCAAGGUUCACCUAUGUGAAAACAGAUCCUUUAUCGUUGGUGAUUAAUGUGAAUCUUUGAUAUGAAAAUGGUAUAGUUACGAUAUUUGAAUUUUAAAAGAAUGUUGAUAUGUAAAGUGUUUUAUCAAUGUAUUUUUAACAGUCACUCAGUGCUCUUGUGUAAUCAUCAACCUUGGAAAGUAGAUUCAUUGGUGGUCAAAACUUUGUGUAAGUCAAUGAUAGAGUCCCGUAAAUCAAAAUUGUUUAACUUUUUUAACCCGUCUGUCACAAAUCUUCAUUUUCUACAAAAUAAGGUUGACUCUACUUUUGUUUCUUCAACUCAUAUUUGAUGCGCUACUUAAUUGAUUCAUUUAAAUGGAUCACAAAAUUAACCUGUCCUAUUUAUUUAGCAAAGUUAAGAAAUGGUUCAGAAUUUA